UUGAGAUCCAUUUGUUAUUGUUGAGCAGCAUGUUGGAGAACGGUGAACACUUCUUCGAAGGGGUUGAAAAACUUCUUGAAAUCUGGUUCGAGGAAAGCUCCAACAGCGAGAAUGAUCUGCGAAACAUUAGCAGAUCUGAUUGGGAAAACGUGCUCAGCAAUGUGAACUGUGAAAUAAUAAGCACUUCAAAAAAUGAUGCUAUAGAUGCUUUUGUUUUAAGCGAGAGCAGUAUGUUUGUUUCAAAGCGGAGGUGGAUCCUUAAGACUUGUGGUACUACCACUCCUCUAAAAUGCUUAGGCUUGUUGUUAAAAUUGGCGGAGGCCAAUGGCUUUGAAGUGGUUGCAGACUUGUUCUACUCCCGGAAGAACUUUACUAGACCAGAAGCACAGAUUACUCCUCAUCAGGGCUUCACCGAAGAAGUUACUUAUCUGGAUUCCAUUUUUCCAAAUGGAAGAUCCUAUUGUCUGGGUUCUAUGAACUUGGAGUGUUGGUAUCUUUAUACAUUUAGUCGUUCUGAUAUCAAUAUUUCUCCACAACACAUAUCUAACAAGAAAGGCGUUGAUUCCGAUCCAGAUCAAACUAUUGAAAUACUAAUGCAAGACCUUGAUCCCGAAACCAUGUCGAUCUUUUAUAAAAAUAAAUUUGACAAUGCUCAUGGGGCUACUGUGAAAUCUGGAAUCGAUACAAUUUUGCCUAGUAUGCACAUCGACGACUUUCUAUUCGACCCUUGUGGAUAUUCAAUGAAUGGAAUUAAUGAUAAGGGAGAGUAUAUGACAAUUCACAUUACUCCGGAAAAUCAGUUUUCGUAUGUGAGCUUUGAAACUAACGUUGCAUUGAGUAACUAUAGGAAACUUAUUAACCAAGUGAUUAACACUUUUAAGCCGGGAAAAUUUAUUGUAACUAUUUUCGCAAAUAAGUGCUCUCUGGCUUACGAAACCAUGAAGGAGUUGGAAGUUGAAUACUCCAAAGGAUCGCAUUGGAAGCGAACAGACAUGCAAUGUUGCAAUUUUCCUUCCUACAAUCUUCUGUUUGCACAAUAUUCUUUUAAUGAAAAAAAUGGUGAUAAUUUAUGAAGUUUUAAUUCCAACUGUUGUUGUGAUCCUUCUUCGUAUGUGUAACAAAGCAGAUUGUUCGUUUGUUAUAAAUUAAAAAAAAUAAAGUUUCUCAAUUAAA
This is a messenger RNA of Drosophila ficusphila, 1173 nucleotides long. It is a transcript of the gene SamDC, whose product is annotated as S-adenosylmethionine decarboxylase proenzyme. The transcript has 7 exons. Gene Ontology annotation, biological process: spermine biosynthetic process; spermidine biosynthetic process. The record is from RefSeq and is a predicted model, not a curated record. NCBI's taxonomy places the organism in Eukaryota, Metazoa, Arthropoda, Insecta, Diptera, Drosophilidae. Bases 30 to 1073 code for a protein of 347 amino acids. Gene Ontology annotation, cellular component: cytosol. Gene Ontology annotation, molecular function: adenosylmethionine decarboxylase activity.